Molecule: messenger RNA, 2661 nt
Organism: Oreochromis niloticus (Nile tilapia)
Lineage: Eukaryota; Metazoa; Chordata; Actinopteri; Cichliformes; Cichlidae
Gene: rab28
Product: RAB28, member RAS oncogene family
Exons: 7
Coding region: 596-1243 (215 amino acids)
Molecular function (GO): GTPase activity; GTP binding
Source: RefSeq, a predicted model, not a curated record
AGUCACAGUGGUUGAUCUGAAAUCCGUAUCAACAGAUAAAAAAUGUGAAGGACCGACACAACAGUAUAAAAUUAAAAAUUAUUUGUUUUUUGUUUAUAUUGUAUCGCUUCAGUAAAAGUGCACUUCAGAUGCUCUUUGUUACAUUUGUCAUGUUUUUACACCUGCACUUUAACCUCGUGUUACCACGGCAACGGCAACGCGUCACACACAGGACUCCACCACACACACACGCCGGUGAUUCGGUUUCCGGUUCGGGUCUUUCUCCUGCAAAGAAGGGCUUCAUGGCAGUAAAGAGGAUAUUUAAAGACUGAAAUGCCAAAUCCCGUGGACUGUCUUUCGGUGUCCGGUACUCUCAUUUUAACUGGAAAAAUCGGUGCAAGUGGAGUCAGCGGCGCGUGGAGUGGAUCGUACUGAGAGCUGCUGCAGCCAGUCAAGUCUUCUUAGCGGAGUCAAAAUGGCGUCUGCGUGCCCACUCAGCGCUCGUCUAAUCCGUUUGUGAUUAUUAGCGUGACAGCUCCAUACAUCCACCCUUGACUCGUUUCUACCGUUUCGGUUUCAAGCACUGAGUGCUUUUUAAAAAAUAUUUUGUAGCGCCAUGUCGGACUCCGAGGAGGAGAGCCAGGACAAGCAGCUAAAAAUCGUAGUUGUGGGAGACGGAGCGAGUGGGAAGACAUCACUCGCCACCAGAUUUGCACAGGAGGCCUUUGGGAAGCAGUACAAACAAACCAUUGGUCUGGAUUUCUUUCUGAAGAGAAUUAGCCUUCCAGGCAAUUUGAACGUCACCCUGCAGGUGUGGGACAUAGGAGGCCAAACAUUAGGAGGGAAAAUGCUGGAUAAAUACGUAUAUGGAGCUCAUGGGGUUCUACUGGUAUACGAUAUCACCAACUACCAGAGCUUCGAGAAUCUAGAGGAUUGGUUUAGCAUGGUCAAGAAGGCCAACGAGGAGUCUGAUAUUCAGCCAGUUAUCUCAUUGGUAGGCAACAAAAUCGACCUGGAGCACAUGAGGACAGUGAAGUCUGAUAAACACCAGCGCUUCUGCCAAGAGAACGGCCUCAUCAGUCAGUUCGUAUCGGCCAAGACAGGGGACUCGAGAUUGGCUGCUGAGAUUCUGGGUGUAAAACUAAACAAAGCAGAGCUAGAGCAGUCACAGCGUGUGGUGAAGGCGGACAUUGUGAACUACAGUCAGGACACUGUAGCCAGGACAGUCAACCCCCCUCGCAGCUCCAUGUGUGUGGUGCAGUGAUCCCCUCUGAAACACACAAACACAGACACAGACACACACACACGCACACACACACACACACACACACACACACACACACACACACACACACACACACACACACACACACGCACAAAGCUUGUUUACAGUGUUACUCUUUCCAGGUUUUUUUGAUGACUGGAUGAAAAGUGUUUCGCUUUGUGGGUGAGGAGAACAGACUGUGCGGUUUCGAGGCCUUGGCCUGUAGUUCAGAUAUUUAGCAUGAAUGAUUUCAUUGGUGGUUCACCAAAAAGGAUAUGGGACCUCACUUUUCUUUUUUUCUUUUUUUCAAGUUUACACGCAGCUAUUCUUUCAUUUCAUCUUAGAUUUAUAUUUAAAAAUGACUCUUACAUCCAUUACUAGCUCUAUGUUAGUGCAAAGCUGGUUAUUCAGUCUGCUAGUUGAGAAUAUUUUUAUACAUAUUUUCUUCUACCAUUGCUGUAAGAGACGUUUGUUUAAACAGUAACACCUGUUUAAUCUGUGGCUGUAACUACGACUGCAGGGUGGAUUCAAGGAAAAGGUCCACGGGACAUAAACGGGGAAGAUGAAAGGAAAUGCGAUUUUCUGAUUUUGUUUUAUGCCUGUGGUGCUCAUCAGUUGAACAGAGGGGAAGUAGGUGUAAAAAAUGUUUUAGCGAGUGGAGUGAAAUGAAUCUCUGCUUAAUUUUUGCCAAGUAAGGGCCUCCGCUAGCAGUAAUGUGAUGUGAACUACCGUAUGUUUUGUUAUUUUUGCAUAGACAUAUUUAAAUUUUCAGUCUUAAAUUAGGAUUUACAUUUCCCACUCUUUAUUCUUCAGGAAACAAACGAACAUACAAAUGAUUUCCCUCUGUUUAAAUAGCGUCUUUUCUCCAGGUGUUCCUUGUAGAGUAUAUUAUCCAUUUUGAAAAUAUAGUUUUAUAUUUAUGACUACAACUCAUGUAAUUUUGUUAGAUGCUCCUUUGGUAAAGUGUUAAUGACAUUAGAUGAAUGUGACUGAAGAGGUUCUGAGUAUGAAGUUGAGCAUCAGCUAAGCUAAAAUAUACAUUUUUAUUAGAUUUCUCUACAUAGCCUUUUUCGACUGUCCGUUACAGAACACAGGUUUGAAUUGGAGAAUGACUUUGAUGCACAACAACCUGUUCUUUAGUUUCCGUGUCUGAGAUACUACCAGAUUUCUUUAAGUGGUCACAACUAAACAGCCAUCAUUUGUGUAAUAUGUGUAUUUGUAUAUGAAAAGCUAUCCCUGCUCCAUUUCAAAGCAGCUUUCAAUGAUUAGAAAUCAUCACAAGGCAUCAUUGUAAAUUCUGAUCAUGCUAAGAAGAUGUACUCUUUAGAAAUGAAAAAAAUGUACAGUUAAAAGUGAAUGUUUAGAUAUACAGUGACACAUAUUUGUGUUUUUAAAUAAAUGCUACAUGGAAAAAGAAA